This is a messenger RNA of Chaetomium strumarium, 1649 nucleotides long. RefSeq lists its product as uncharacterized. Gene Ontology annotation, biological process: protein folding. Lineage: Eukaryota; Fungi; Ascomycota; Sordariomycetes; Sordariales; Chaetomiaceae. The record is from RefSeq and is a predicted model, not a curated record. Gene Ontology annotation, cellular component: nucleus; cytosol. Gene Ontology annotation, molecular function: Hsp90 protein binding; Hsp70 protein binding. The transcript has a single exon. Bases 144 to 1649 code for a protein of 501 amino acids.
CACACACAGCUGAAAAUUGGAGAAUCUCGUCCUCGACCCGGCAACAAGGAGCGAUAGUAAACAGGGGCAGGGAAAUCAUUUGCACGUCAAUAAAGCUUGCCUGCAGAGUCACUCUCAUUCAUUCAAGAAGAAGAAAAAAAGAAAUGGACCAGAUCGCCAAAGACACCGAGUCGCUCAAGCUGGGCGACUCAUCCUCACCAUCAUCAUCAACCACCACAGCAACAACCACAACGCAUGGACCAGCACCACCACCAGCACCACCCUCGGCCACAGAUAACAACAACAACAACAACAUGGACAUGGAUAUCACGUCGAUGCUGCCGGAGCUGCCGCCGGGCCGGCGCACGCACAACUACGCCGGCAUGACGCUCGAGGAGACGGUGGCGGACCUCAAGACGCACCCGCUCUUCAUGACGGAGCUGGACCCGGCCGCGGCCGAGGACAACGAGGAGCUGGCGGCGCUGCAGGCGCUGGCGUACGAGGGCACGCCGCGGGAGAACGCGGCCAACUUCAAGGAGCAGGGGAACGAGUGCUUCCGGGAGAAGAGGUGGCUGGAUGCGAAGGAGUUUUAUGGGAAGGGGAUUGCGAUACUAGUUGGGGAGGAGAGGAGGCGGGCUGCCGGGGGGAGGAGGAGGGUUAGGAAGGAGGGUGCUGGUACAAGUAGUAGUAGUGGUGGUGGUGCUGCCGGGAAGAAAGGUGUGGUGGUGGUGUUGGAUGCAGAGGCGGGGACUAGGUCUGCUGGACCGGACUUGAGCGACGACAAGGAGAAGGAGGAUGAGGAGGGGCAGAAACGGGUGGGGAACCACCACCCAGACGACGACUUCGAGGAAGUGGACGACGACCCGGCCGAGGUGGCGGCCGAGCAGGCGCUGCUGGAGACGCUCAGCGUCAACCGCGCGGCGUGCCACCUGGAGCUGCGCAACUACCGCUCCUGCACGGUCGACUGCGCCGCCGCCCUGCGCCUCAACCCGCGCAACCUCAAGGCGCUGUACCGGUCCGCGCGCGCCCUGCUGGCCGUCCACAAGCUCGCCGAGGCCGACGACGCCUGCGCCCGGGGCCUGGCGCUCGACCCGGCCAACAAGCCGCUGCGCACGCUGACGCACGAGAUCGCGCGCGCGCGCGAGGCCGACCUGGACCGGCGCAAGCGCGAGGACGAGCGCCUCGCCAGGGAGAAGCUGCGCGACACGCUGCUGAGGACGGCGCUGCAGGCGCGCGGCAUCGUCACGCGCACUACGCCGGGCCGCCGCCCGCCGGACAUGGAGGACGCGCAGAUCCGGCUGAGCCCGGACGAGCUGGACCCGGCGAGCGGGCUGGUCUUCCCGACCAUGCUGCUGUACCCGUGCCACAUGGAGUCCGACUUCAUCAAGGCGUUUAGCGAGAGGGAGAGUCUGGAGCAGCAUUUCGGGUAUGUCUUCCCUUUGCCGUGGGACAAGACCGGCGAGUAUGGCGUCGGUAGUGUCGAGUGCUACGUGGAGAAUGCCAGGGGCGGGUUGGUGAAGGUGGGCAAGAAAGUGCCGCUGCUGAAGGUGUUGAGCGGGGGCGAUGUGCCGGUCGUGGAUGGGCUGCUGAAGGUGUUUGUUGUGCCUAGGGCGAGGGCGGAGGGGUGGGUUAGGGAGUGGAAGGAGGCGAAGGCUAAGCAGGUGCAAUAA